Molecule: messenger RNA, 1296 nt
Organism: Trypanosoma theileri
Lineage: Eukaryota; Euglenozoa; Kinetoplastea; Trypanosomatida; Trypanosomatidae
Product: Autotransporter beta-domain protein
Exons: 1
Coding region: 1-1296 (431 amino acids)
Source: RefSeq, a predicted model, not a curated record
AUGACAACGAUGUUCGUCCAACUGCGCCGCGUGAUAUGUCUGUUGGUACUUCUGCAUUGUUGUUUUUGUGCGAUUGAAGCCGAGGAGGGAACCCGAGUAACGAGGACGGAACUGCGGAUACAAACGCAUUUAAGUUUGACGGAUCAGUUUAUUGUGCAGGGAGAGUUUUGUCUGGACGAAUGGAAGAAUCGAGUGAAAACAAACAACGACAGUUACAAGGCAGCAGAGGAGGCCACAAUGAAAACCAUGGACAUACUUGCGGAGAUAACCAAGAUGAAACAAAAAGUCGAGGGGGUCGGGUCUGGCAACAAGGAUGUUGUUAUCGGCGAAGUGGAUCAGGUGGUGAAGAGGGUUGGGGAGAGACUGCGGGAAACGAAUGAGGUGGUCAAGGCGGCGAAGACGGCGGUGAGUAAUACAAGGCAAGUAAAGGCGUAUUGUGUGAACGAGCGUGGGAACUUGAAAAGUGCCGCGGAACAGAUUGUGAAACUCAAAUAUUAUUAUGAAGAAGCACUGCAGGAACAGGAGGUGCAGCAUGGGGUGAAAAAAACACUGGAGAACGAGGAAAGGUUUGCAAAGCUCGACGAUGCACAUGGGAUAGUCACCAAGCUUGUGGGAGACAUAGACGCAUACGCAGCACAGAAUCACCUGUCUUUGUUCGAUGCCGGGGCGCGUAUUGAUAACGCUACCAAGGCGGUUAAUGAUACGUUAAACGCACUUGUGGGCCUUAACACCACACUCGAGGAUGUCAAGAAAAAGUUGGAGGGCGAUGAUUCAAAGAUAAACGCUACCGAGAAGGCCAUUACGGAUGUCAAGAAAACGAUAAAAGUGGAUACCUUAGCGGUAAAACCAUCGUUAACUGCCAAUGACUAUGGUACAGGUCUAAAGGGGGAAAUGGAAAAGGGACUUGAACGAUUGGCAAAGGAAAGGGAGGAAAUGACGAGGAGGCGGGCUGAGGAAAGGGAGAGAAAAGCCAGGGAGGAACGAGAGAGAUUGGCUGCUGAAAAAGCACGAAUAGCCAAGGAGGAACAGGAGAGAUUGGCUGCUGAAAAAGCGCGAAUAGCCAGGGAGGAACAGGAGAGAUUGGCUGCAGAAAAGGCGCGAAUAGCCAGGGAGGAACAGGAGAGAUUGGCUGCGGAAAAGGCGCGAAUAGCCAGGGAGGAACAGGAGAGACUGGACGCAGAAAAGGCGAAGGGGGCCAAAAAAAAGAAAGAUAACAGCCACAGUCCUGCAUUGGUGCACAGUUCCUUGAUUCUUCUUGUUCUGAUGUGUGUGUUGGGUUACACUCUCGUGUGCUAA